GAAUCCGCGCUGCCACUACCUGAGGUGCUUGCUGGAUCCCAGCGCCCGAAAGGCCGGCUGAGCCAAGCCAUAGGCGGCAACCCUCCACGCCCAGUCACGUAAGGCGGUUCCUCCUCGAUCUUGGCUACUCCUCGCACCAUUUGAUUGGGCUUUUCGAACUGUGCGGGCGGACGCAGACAAAUAAAUCAGGGAGAGCUGGAAAGGCCUCGCUGCAGCUGUCCUGGCGGAUGAUGCGUGGGGAAGCUUGAGUCUGGGGGCUGUUGCUUAAGGAGAGAUCACCAUGCAGAAUAUGGUUCAGGUGUGGUUUGGAGAUGAUCCCCCUCUAAGUCCACGAAGUCCACUGACUCCAAGGCACGGCCCAGGCUUAGCAGAUGUUCUACUUUAUGACCAGUGGAUAUCAGUGCGGCAUGAGGCAACUCUGGUUCCUAUGCAAGAGGACCUGUCAAUCUGGCUAUCUGGCUUAUUGGGUUUACCACUUACAGCUGAAAAGUUGUUGGAAGAACUUGAUAAUGGUGUAUUGCUGUGCAUGUUGAUUGAAGUAAUCCAAAACACAGUUAAAAACUGCUGUGACCCAACUGAUUUAAGGGAUUUUCCAUUGAGAAAGGUCCCCUGUAAGAAGGAUGCAUCCUCUGGAUCCUUUUUUGCUAGAGAUAACACAGCAAACUUUCUAAACUGGUGUAGACGCAUUGGAGUGGAUGAGACUUAUCUCUUUGAGUCUGAAGGCUUAGUCCUGCAUAAGGAUCCAAGACAAGUAUAUCUCUGUCUUCUAGAAAUUGGUCGCAUUGUAUCAAGAUAUGGAGUGGAACCACCUGUAUUAAUAAAACUGGAGAAAGAAAUUGAACUGGAAGAGACUCUACUAAUGUCUUCUAAUCCUGUAGCUUCUGCCAUCACCCUCAAAUCAUGUUGUCAGCAUGGAGAGUUACAUGAAGCAGUUAAACACAUUGCUGAAGAUCCCCCUUGCAGCUGCUCUCACAGAUUUUCAAUUGAGUAUUUAUCUGAAGGACGCUAUAGAUUGGGAGACAGAAUACUCUUCAUUCGAAUGUUACAUGGCAAGCAUGUGAUGGUACGUGUCGGUGGAGGCUGGGAUACUCUUCAAGGUUUCCUGCUUAAAUAUGACCCUUGCCGAGUUCUGCAGUUUGCAACGUUGGAACAAAAAAUCUUAGCAUUUCAAAAAGGUGCAUCUAGUGAGAUGGUUCCUGAUUCAUCUGCCAGAACCCCACAGCCUCCUCUCAUGAAUCCCAUAUCAGCUGUUGAUACAUAUCAGAAGCAAAAUUCAAAGCCCUCUACUCCUGUUUCAGUUCCAAAGAACUCUCAUGUGCCUCAUAGGAAGCAAGUGGUAGCUAAGUCUCCCAAGUCAGCUGCCCUUUCUUCCUCAAAAGCAACAGCACACACACCUUCAACCAAAUUUGCAUUGGCUCAUUCCCAGUCAAAAGGGCCUUCAGUAAAUAACAGCCAGCCCUCUUCUAAAUCUUCCUCUGCUAUUUUAAAAAAAUCACCAUAUCCUGCUCAUAAAUCAGCAUGUAUUUCAAAAUUCGUGCAACCUACAAAUAUACAUUCUUCAUCUGCCUUACUGAAAACUGCUACAGGUUCUUCAGACUUGCCUCCAAAACGUAUUUUGUCAUCAGUCAAACCUGCUCAUUUCCAGAAUUCUUCAGCCACAUCUCAUCCAGUUCUUUCUUGUUCAGCAAGCAAACUUUCUGAGCUUCCUGGGACAACUAAAAAAGUGACUUCCAAACAAGAUUGCAUUUCAUCUAAUAGCAAAACUGGGCAAAGUGCCAAAUCUAAGCCACCUCUUGCAAAACAAUCAGCACCAACUAAGAGAAACCAUCAUGUCCCUAGCCCAGCAUGCUCUCAACAGUCUUCCGCAAAAUCUGCUUCUAAACCUACCUCUCAAACUUUACCAUCAUCCAGAGGCAUGCCAGAAACUAACCAAGUCAAAAAUAGCAGAACUGCUGCUAGUUCCAAACAACUAGGUUCAGCUUCCUCACUUACAGCAGAUAAAUCAUCACAGUCAACAUCUGCUAUAAAAACAAGAGGUAAAACUGCAUCUUCACUUGUGAGCAGCCAGUUUUCAGCCAAUGUAAAGGUCCAGAGUAGCAGGACAAGACCUCAGGUAGAAUCCAUCACUUCAAAAUGUCCUGAGCGUACUCCGCUGUCAGUUGUGCGUCUCCCCCAGAUGUCAACCAUAGCUGCGACCAGGAAGAAGACAAUGCAGGCUGCCACCAAAAAUCAGUCAUCAUUUAAAGCCUUCCAGAAGAGUGAUAAAAUCAAUGAUCCAGCUAACAAGAAUCCUUUAAAACCAAAAGCCCCAACUACAGCUGUUAAAGUAACACCUGGUGGUUUACAGGGUACUACUAUGAAGACUAAACAAGAUGAUAAUUAUUUUGUCAUGACUGGAAAUAAGAAACCCAGGAAAUAAAAUACCAGGAAUAUUUACUGACGGUCAUACUUGUUUUUCCUAUAAUUCCUUUGUGAAGUGAAUACGGAUAUUAAAUUAACAUGGUAACUGAAAUUGUAACCUCUUUUGUAAUGAUGCAGAUUGAGAUGGGUCAGCCACUACUUUUGAAGGGAGCUAAAAACAUUUUUUUGUCCUUUAUACCAUUGUCUUCCCUAAGGCAGAAGUAUAGUGAAUCUUCACAGGCCAUUUUUGGUUGCAUUAUGUACAGCUAAGGCCAUUUUUCAUGUUCCAUGCUUGAUGUAAUGAAGUCUUCACAAGAUGGCAUGGUUAGCAGUUUAAUACGGUAAAUAUUUUUAGUCCCAUAUGCUGUUAUCUAGUAUGUACCAUGUCAAUGGAAAUUUUGAGAAUAGCAAACUUCUGUGUUAGCAAAGACAAAGUGUUGCUAUUUAUCAUUUAUUCCUAAUAUUUACAGAUAUAAGAGCCGGGGUGGUUUUUGAUAAAUGACCUUAAAAACUCAAAGUGAAUUUGAAAAUAGGGCCUCACUAUUGUAUCGUAUUUUAAAUAAGAAAUUUGUCAGUUGGCUAGAAAUAUACAAUAUGGAUUAGAAACUGGUAUGGGAUUGGGAUCAAGCUUGAUCACCCAAGCAUAUGUAUUGUAUUAGACUUUAACUUUUUAAUUUUUUUAUUCUUGUAUUGUGACAGUCCAGUUAAGCUUUCAGUACCACCAGAUCACUUUGCAAAUCUUUGCCUUAAACAGGAUUAGCCUCAGGAGUGCCUUAGCAACAUGAUGUGCACUUUUAAUUUUUAAUCACAGGAUGCUGUUAUUAUUACCUUGAUCCAGGUAUAUGUUUGGCUUCCUAAUAAGAGUCAACUUCAAGCCAUGCUGAGAUCUACUGCAGUUAAGCAAAGAAAACGGGGCAUGUUGUAGAAAACCAGUUUAAUAAACACUGAUUUUGUGUAA
This is a messenger RNA of Heteronotia binoei (common prickly gecko), 3358 nucleotides long. RefSeq names its product growth arrest specific 2 like 3 (gene GAS2L3). Gene Ontology annotation, biological process: actin crosslink formation. Gene Ontology annotation, cellular component: actin filament. The transcript has 9 exons. The coding region runs from base 281 to 2419 and encodes 712 amino acids. Lineage: Eukaryota; Metazoa; Chordata; Lepidosauria; Squamata; Gekkonidae. Gene Ontology annotation, molecular function: cytoskeletal adaptor activity; microtubule binding; actin filament binding. The record is from RefSeq and is a predicted model, not a curated record.